AUGGGUGCCCUCAAGUACGUCGAAGAGCUUCAGAAGAAGAAGCAGUCGGAUGUCGUUGCCUUCCUCCUCCGAGUUCGCUGCUGGGAACUCCGUCAAUUGAACGUCAUCCACCGUGCCUCUCGUCCUUCCCGUCUGGACAAGGCUCGCCGUCUCGGAUACAAGGCCAAGCAGGGCUAUGUUAUCUACCGUGUCCGCGUCCGCCGUGGUGGUCGCAAGCGCCCUGCCCCCAAGGGUGCCACUUACGGCAAGCCCACCAACCAGGGUAUCAACCAGCUGAAGUACCAGCGAUCCCUCAAGGCUACCGCCGAGGAGCGUGUCGGCCGCCGCUGCGCUAACCUCCGGGUCCUCAACUCCUACUGGAUCAACCAGGACUCUACCUACAAGUACUACGAGGUCAUCCUCGUCGACCCCCAGCACAAGGCCAUCCGCAUCGACCCCCGCAUCAACUGGAUCGUCAACCCCGUCCACAAGCACCGCGAGGCUCGUGGUCUUACCGCCACCGGCAAGAAGUCCCGUGGUCUCAACAAGGGUCACAGAUACAACAAGACCAAGGCUGGCCGCAGAAAGACCUGGAAGCGCCACAACACCCUGUCCCUCUGGCGAUACCGAUAA
Fusarium pseudograminearum CS3096 is the source of this 612-nucleotide messenger RNA. RefSeq lists its product as uncharacterized. The transcript has 3 exons. The record is from RefSeq and is a predicted model, not a curated record. Gene Ontology annotation, molecular function: structural constituent of ribosome; RNA binding. Lineage: Eukaryota; Fungi; Ascomycota; Sordariomycetes; Hypocreales; Nectriaceae. Gene Ontology annotation, cellular component: ribosome; cytosolic large ribosomal subunit. The coding region runs from base 1 to 612 and encodes 203 amino acids. Gene Ontology annotation, biological process: cytoplasmic translation.